AGUUGAUACAAGGGGUCGAUUGUGGAUUCCUUUAUGUGACGUGAAGAAUUUCCGCAGGUUAUUCAAAUCUUUCCCGGGAAAUUUCUGUGCAUAGUGCUUGAUUCUGCGUGAUAUCACCAUGCCCUGGUAUAGUGGGUCAUCUCCGUUUGACGCAGAUGUCGAAAGGCUAACGGAUAAAAACAACACCACGGAAAAUUGGGGUGUGAUGCUCGAUCUCUGCGAUCGGGUGGGAACUUCCCAAUCUUCUUGCAAAAAUUGCUUGAAGUCCAUCACCAAGCGCCUUCAUUCCGAAGUGCCUCAUGUUCAGAAGCAAGCUUUGACGCUGCUCGACACGUGCAUCAAUAAUUGCGGCAAAGCUUUUUUGUUGGAAGUUGCGAGCCGGGAUUUUGAGAUUGAAAUCAAACGUUUGAUCACCAAGGGUCAUCCUGGUAUCGCGGAUAAAACGAAAGCAAUGUUGAAGAAAUGGGCCGAAGGAGAAUUCAAAACGGAUCCAACUCUAAAUCUUAUUCCAGCUCUCUACAACAAAUUGCAGCAUUCGGGUGUUGAUUUCCCUGCUAUUGAAGAAACAAAGUCUGCAAAAUCUACCAAGACUACGGGCGCCUCUGUGGCUCAGAAAGAGGCUGAUGACCUCGCAAAAGCAAUAGAAUUAUCGCUGCAGGAAACGAAGAAAUCUGCUGGCGCAAGUGUCGUUGACGCAGCAAAAUCACCUGUUUCUUUGUAUCCUUCUGCAAAAAUUGGAACAAGCAGUGUACCGGCAAAAGAACCACGCAAAGUUCGAGCUUUGUAUGAUUUUGAGGCUGCAGAGGACAACGAGUUGACCUUCUUUCACGGUGAAAUUAUUCUGGUUUUGGAUGAUUCCGAUACAAAUUGGUGGAAAGGCUCGAACCACCGAGGAGAAGGAUUGUUUCCGGCAAAUUUCGUGACGUCGGAUCUGUCAGAUGCAGCUAAGGAGUCUCCGUCGAGUAGCCGAAAAGUGCAAUUCAGGGAAUCAGUGGAGGUACGAACCAUGGAAAAUGAGGAAGAAGAAGAGGAUGACUAUGAUAGGAGUGACCAGAAAGUUGUUCAGAUUGAUGAAGAAAAAAUGCGAAAAGCUUUGAAACUAAUCACGGAGGGAGAUCCAUCCGGUACUCGCCCUGAUCCACCCGAACUCGCCAUAUUGGAAAAUGAGUGCUACGCUAUGGGUCCAGCGAUUGACACUGAGCUUGAAAAAAUCGACAAGAAACAUUCUCUUCUGUCGCGGUUGAGCGCGGAUCUAGUUGAGGCUUUGAAUUUGUACCACACUUUGAUGCGAUCUUCUUACUCUACCGAGGGCAUGGCUGCUCCCGUGCGUCCCCCGUACGCUCCUUCCACCGACGGCAUGAUGCCCUACAUGCCCCCUGCUGCACCCUAUCAAUCCCCACCUCCGCAAAUGUACAUGCCUUAUCCGGCGCCACAGCAGCACCAACCGCCUCAGCAGUACCCGAUGCCGGAGGCAAUGCCUGGGUAUCCGCAGUACGGGGGUUAUGUUCCCCAGCAACCUGGUCUACCUCAGCCACAACAGCUGCAGGCGAACACUGGGUACUACCCGGCGAACCCGUCUGGGUAUUAUGCACCUUAUCCCGCGCCUGGGGCCGUCCCCAUGUUCGAUCCGACCAAGAUGAUGCCAGCAGACUCCAUCCAGACACAGCAAUAUAUGCAGCCAAUGUCUAUGUACGAUCCAACAAUGGCCGGCCAAACAGGUCUGGAAGCGAGUUAUGCUGCUAUGAGCAUGGCGACUACCAACGGGCAUCCUGUGAACUCCGGCGCCCCAGUGCAACCCCAACCUCCACUUCUGUGAAAUGGGGAAAAAAAUCUCACGCGAACUCGCUUGGGUGAACAAGGCAUUGAUUAUUCAUAUUAAACUCUCCCGGAACGAAUAUGAAGAGAGCGUGCCUGUGACGGUAUCAUUUUUGCUUCGACGUCGUUGAUGGGUAAUUCAUGCUUUUGGGAACAGCGCUAAUUUUGAAAUGGAAUUCCAUUUUUCUCGAUGCGGGGGUCGACACCUAAUCCCGAACGUCGAUUAUUUUUCGAUUCCGAAUUUGGUUUGGUUUUUUGAAGAACAAUUAUAAUUUUUUGUAGAACUUUUCGAAGCUGUGAGUGAGCAGGAUGACGAACUUCCUGGGUUUCACUACGAUUAGAUUAUUAUCUCAUAUCAAAAUCUACGCUCUUCAUUUCUAUGGUUUUAUUUGCCAUUUAAAAUGUUCGUCCAAUUUCUAAAAUCGUCUAAUGUCUAGAUUUUAUGUUCGUCUAAUUUCUAAAUAUAACCUCCAAUUCUGAGGGAAAUUAAGAUAAUUUCGGGCAGAUUUUCACUCAGGCGACAUUUGCCUGAAUUUUCGCUAAGCGAGGUCGUGCAUCGAAGUGAAAAUAUGCAGGAAAAACUUCGGGAAAUUUUUUCCAAUUUUAGUGUUAUUAUUCGCUAUCGAUUUUUGCGACUGAUUAUUCUCGAAAGCUGGAUGAACCCGUUGGUGUUCCGUCGUUGUUCCAUUGGUCGUGAUCCAAGUGCAUGAUUCGCCCGCCCCUGGGGCAAGUUUAUUUUGUGGGAUAUUUCUGUAAAGUUCGUUGUGGAGAGAGAAAAAGGAAAGUUUAGGGAAAGCGUUUAGAAAAAUCGCCGGAUAUUUUGCAAAGCAUUCCCGCGUUUUUGAAUUGUCCGCAGCUUGACUGAUUUCUCAUGCGCGGUCAACAUCGAGCGAGAAAGACUGGAAAGUCUGCUUUUUUGGAUUUUUUUUCUGGAAAGAGUUUUUCGAUGCAAAUGCCGGAUCGUUGAUAGAAGAAAGUUUAGAUGUCGAUGCUUGUAGGAUUUGAGUUCCUUACGGACCAAGGAUAUGUUCCUCGCUCCUUGGAGAAUUUUGGUACUGAGUUGAAAACUGUCAAGGAAGUUAAUUUGUACCCGAAAUUAUGCUGAAGAUCAGGUUCAGACUGGAGAGAAAAAUUGCGUCCCGAUGCGCUGAUGUAGUUUCACGACUUAAUUACGUAUUUCAUUUCUCGAGCCUUCAAUCUUACUCUUGAGUUCAAAUUUUGCUGCCUGUCCGAAUCUGGUACGAUUCCUUCAACUGGAAUCACGUACAGUACUUUUGCCUUCGUUGAAUGAAUUUAGAGAUGUUCAUUGGAAAAGUAUCGCUUUCUCGCGUUUUGAGCAAGAAUAUGUCUAAAAAGUCGCUGUGCAUUGAAAAAUUCGUAAUCGUAACGAAUUUUCCUGCUUCUUCCACUCAGGUCGAAUUAUCUCAAAUAUAAUCUUCAUGAUUAAUUUUCUUUCCAAAAAUUUUUUUCAAGGUUCCCAACAAUGCUCUAUGGACACAAAGCUGAUCAAUUAUUAUUUUUUAACUACAGUAUUCAGUUCAGCGUAUUUUUUUUGCAGUUCUCAUAUUAAUGGGAUUUGACUGAAUUAUUUCUACAGAAGAAACUUUUUUUGGUGUGAUCUGACCAUAAGAAAUGAAUUUGAUGGAAGUUAUUUCUUAUUUCAGAGAAACUUCGUUUUUUCAAGAAUUUCAUUGCACCGGUAACUAUUUUUUGGCAUGCAAAUUUUUUACUUUUCUCCGAAAAUUUGGACUCAGAUAUAACAUAACCGAUUAUUCCUUUAUCUGAAGUACUAGCUGAUUCAUGGUUAAUCCCGUGCGAAAAUGACCCUUGAUUUUGGAAAAUGCAACGAUUUAUCGGAUCCUUGGUAUAAUUUUUAUGAAUCAUUCGAAAGUUAUUUUUACGUUUUUCCGUCGAAAAUUAUAAUAAUAUUCAAUGUUAUUAUCAUCCAAAAUUGUUUACCUCAAUUUCAUCGCCAGUUCUGAAGCGCUUCUGUAAGCGUUUUGUGGCUUCUACCCAAGAUUGGGUUAAAAAGCCCAAAUGAGUUGGGUAGGUUGGAGGUUUUCAAGAGUUUUCAAACUCCCAAAAAUGCAGGAAUUUCCAAUGCGCAGUAACUUUCUGAACAUGUGGUAAUGUAUUAGAAAAGGUUAUUCAUAGAAUCAAGUUAGUAUGCAGUACUUGCAUGUUUUUUUUCCUUGAGAAAUUUCAUAAUUUGUGUCUUACAAAAAUAAUCCUGCCGGAACUCGUGAAAGUAAUGCAUGCAAAGGCUGGGAUUGAUAAUUGUAAGAGACGAUUUUUGUGCGAGAGAAGCAGCAGAUUUGUUGUUGUUAGAAAAUACUAGUUAGCAUUAACCGCGUAAAACUUGAACGAUUUAUCUUGCUUGUUAAUGAUUCUCCAGUGAAUGAUACCUCCAUAUUAAAUGAACCCGAAUCGUUAGGUUCGGAUUUUUUUUUCUGUUUCCAGUGGAAAUUUCCUUUUUUCGAGUAGGUAGUGUUUCCCGCGCUAUAUUUUUUCUUUACUUUUGUUUUAAAGUCGCAUUGCAGUUCUGAGAAAAUGUUUUCUUCUUUUCCUGGUCCGUCGUUCGCCUGGUUCGCAAAUUGGGAAUAUAUUCUCCUGCAAAUUUU
This is a messenger RNA of Notodromas monacha, 4436 nucleotides long. The record is from the annotation of a GenBank genome assembly. NCBI's taxonomy places the organism in Eukaryota, Metazoa, Arthropoda, Ostracoda, Podocopida, Cyprididae.